AUGGCUUGUGACAGGGUUAGAGUGGUUGAAUACCGCAGACUGCAGGAGUCUGAAGAAUUUUUCCAAUAUGGACGUCCUCACGUGGAACCUCCGGGUGUUGCCGUGGUGUGCCGUCGGCCAUUGGACAAAAUCCUACUCUACCUUAUUGCAUUAUCGUUACUAGGUCUUUGUAUUCACUUUGUGGUGGCCUUUUUCCUCCUACCCACUUUCCCUAUACCUCCACCGAAUGCAUCCAUUGACUGUGCUACCCUCAUAGGCUCAUGGAAUUCCGAUUAUACGGUGCUGCGUUUUUUUGGUAUUCCAUAUUCCAUCCCACCUCUGACGAAACCAGACGAACAGACAUUGGAUGUACUUCGAGAGUAUCUACGCGUGGAAAGCGGGAGGCCAGUUCUACGAUGGCAAAUGCCCCGGAAGAUAGAGGGUAUCGAAGGCUGCAUUUUAUCUCAGCAUGAUCGGUGCAGCUUCCAACGCAGUCGGUGGACGUGCAAUCUGGGCAGGAGGCGCCCUGUUAGUACAUGUAGUCAACCCAUUCCGGGAGAAAAAGUGGAUUUUGCCAAUCCUUACGCUCUAUUUCAACAAGAGAGGUGUCUCCAAGUUGAUAUAAGCACUCCAAUUUAUGAUGGAGUGCUCAAACCGGUGAUUGUACUGAUAGCUGGAUUUCAGUUUUUAACGGAACCUUUAAUGCCACCACAUUACCGAUACAGUGCCUUCAAGCCUACUGAUGAAGCGGUUCGUGACACUGAUGCGGUCUGGGUUUACCUCCACUAUCGUCUAGGUCUUGCAGGUUUCUUCUAUAAUCUCACAGCCCCCAUUGCAGGUGAUAAAACAAGAUAUCAACUUUCAAUUGAGAAUUUCGCCCUACACGAUCAAUUACUAGGCUUACGGUGGAUUAAACAGCACAUUAAACAAUUUGGUGGAGAUCCCAAACGCAUAACAGUACUUGGAUCUGGUUCUGGAGCCACAAGCACGUUGGCAUUGCUUUAUAUGAAAGGGAAGAAGGAAGAACUGUUCCAUCAGAAUAGUGAUGUACAGUUUGUUCAUUCAGAUGGAAAGCCAAUACGUCUGGUUUUCUCAUCCAUGUCGAACGAAUUGGAGGGAUGGCCAGGGACAGACGACUCUUGGAUGAGUCAGGCAGAUGACGAACAAAUAGAACAGUUCGCAGAAAUGCUUUACCGCUUCAAACAACCAUCAUCACACAACCUACAGAGCUUAAAACAUCUAAUGGGUGUUGCAUGGAGAGAAGACCUCUCGCGUAAGAAUGCCGGGGUUAAUCGUCGAACCAGGCAACAGUUUCAUCUGGAAUUGCUAAGUAUUCUUCGUUUUUCCUGUCCUCAAGCGUGGAUUUUGUCCAAGUUUAAUACCUCAAAGAGCAACUUUUACAAGAUCCUCCUCGAUGAACCGCCCGACCUUGUUGUGCCCUAUGCCCCUGGCCCACGACCCACGGAAAAGUUCACACCGUCUGCUAAACGAUUUGCUUUUCAUGCUCUCGACAUGAUGAUCUUGACAGGCAAAAGAAUUGAAUCGCAGGGCUCGGACUCUAAAGACAAUCCCCGAAAAAAGCGUUUUUGGAACUUUAAACAAAAACUGAAGCAAAUGUUUAAAGACUUCGUUCAUGGUGGAAGUAUUGAUUCACAGUGUGGAGCUACUGCCACAGGUACGACUGCUGAAAUCUACGAUAGUUUUGCAUUUCGUGCAAUCUUUUCCACCUUAGAUCCUCACGGUUGCCGUGUUACCGCAGAUGAGAUUCAAGGCUUUGGAAAGAACAAGAUUUUGACGGAAAUUUGUGAACUAAUUGACUGGGAAAAGUGGAUCUCUCAUAUCAUUGUCCACAAUUAA
Molecule: messenger RNA, 1836 nt
Organism: Hydatigera taeniaeformis
Lineage: Eukaryota; Metazoa; Platyhelminthes; Cestoda; Cyclophyllidea; Taeniidae
Source: the annotation of a GenBank genome assembly